Messenger RNA from Tupaia belangeri chinensis (Chinese tree shrew), 1390 nucleotides. RefSeq names its product CD68 molecule (gene CD68). The transcript is spliced from 6 exons. Gene Ontology annotation, biological process: establishment of protein localization to organelle. The coding region runs from base 96 to 1154 and encodes 352 amino acids. Gene Ontology annotation, cellular component: plasma membrane; lysosomal membrane; late endosome membrane. The record is from RefSeq and is a predicted model, not a curated record. NCBI's taxonomy places the organism in Eukaryota, Metazoa, Chordata, Mammalia, Scandentia, Tupaiidae.
UUUCAUUUCCUCCUUUUUCCAAGAGAAGGCAGAGUAGGGUUGAGCAGCUGUUAACUGAUAAAACCUAGCUGGGCUUUCAGUAAGACGGUUCUGCCAUGAGACUGGCUCUGCCUUUCCUGGGGGUCCUCCUGGGACUGAUAGCAGCCCAGGCGACGGAGGAUGAUUGUCCUCAUAAAAAAUCGGCCACUCUGCUGCCAUCUUUUACGGUGACACCUACAGCCAGCCACAGGACUACAAAGAGCCACAAAACCACCACUCACCGAACCACUAAAGGCACCACCAGCCAUGUGCCCACAACUGUCACUCGCCAUCCUGCCACCACCACCAGCAGCCAUGGAAAUGCCACAGUUCAUCCAACGGGCACUAGCACCACUACCAGCCACAUGUCCUCAGCUUCCACUCACCAUCCUGCCACCACCAGCAGCAGCCACGGAAAUGCCACGGUUCACCCCACAACCAGCAAUGGCACUACUACCAGCCCUGGAUUCUCCACCAGUUCCCCACCGCCUGGACCACCUCCCCCCUCACCAAGUCCUACUCCAGGCUCCAAGAACGCUAUUGGGGACUACGUGUGGACUAACGGCUCCCAGCCCUGCGUCCAUCUCCAAGCCCAGAUUCAGAUUCGAGUCCUGUACCCAACCCAAGGUGGAGGCAAGGCCUGGGGCACCUCUGUACUGAAUCCCAACCAAACCAAGGUGCAGGGGGGCUGUGAGGGUGCCCAACCCCAUCUGCUGCUCUCCUUCCCCUCCGGACAUCUCCACUUUGGAUUCCAGCAGGAGGCGCAGCAGAGCACUAUCUUCCUGAGCUACAUGGCUGUGGAGUACAACGUGUCCUUUCCCCACGCCGCACAAUGGACGUUCUCAGCUCAGAAUUCAUCCCUUCGAGAUCUCCAAGCACCCCUGGACCGGAGCUUCAGCUGCAGAAACGCAAGCAUCACCCUUUCACCAGCACUCCACCUUGACCUGCUCUUCCUGAGGCUUCAGGCUGCGCAGCUGCCCCACACAGGGGCCUUCGGGCCAAGCUUCUCUUGCCCCAGCGACCAGUCCAUCUUGCUGCCGCUGAUCAUCGGCCUAAUCCUCCUCGGCCUCCUCGCCCUCGUGCUUAUCAUCUUCUGCACCCUCCGGAGACGCCCAGCCUCUUACCAGCCCCUCUGAACAUUUGCCCCAACCCUGGAGACACCAGGGCUAGCCUUAUUUCCUCACCAUACAACUGACUCAGAGACAAAUGUUUUUCCCUUUCUUUGAAAAACAGAAACGGAGAUAAUGCAAUUGGGAGGGAGGGGAAGAAUUCUUAUUAAAUGGGACCAAUGUCCCACCUGAAGAGAGUAAUAAAACCUACUCAAAUCUUUGUCCUGUUUCCCUUGUGCCAGGAUUAAAAGCCAUCGAUCUCU